AUGAAAACCCGCGAGACACGGAUCGUUUCUAAGCGGGUCGGUUACGGGUUUGUCUGGGUCAAGCGUAAAGACACGUCAUAUCCACAAUUAUGGCAAGAAGUUAAGUUGUUGCUUCUUUCCUUUUUGUCAACGUAUCUGACCGAAAAAGGAUUCAGCCUUGUUGUUCAGCUUUUGACAAAGCACAGAAAUCGGUUGGAUAUUUCCAAUGUAGGUGAUCCGCGUUCAACUUUAACCAACAUCGAAUCAGACAUCGCAUCAUGA
Messenger RNA from Cinara cedri, 261 nucleotides. The record is from the annotation of a GenBank genome assembly. Lineage: Eukaryota; Metazoa; Arthropoda; Insecta; Hemiptera; Aphididae.